Amphimedon queenslandica is the source of this 636-nucleotide messenger RNA. RefSeq names its product selenoprotein K-like. Bases 54 to 326 code for a protein of 90 amino acids. Lineage: Eukaryota; Metazoa; Porifera; Demospongiae; Haplosclerida; Niphatidae. Gene Ontology annotation, biological process: endoplasmic reticulum calcium ion homeostasis; calcium ion transport. The transcript is spliced from 5 exons. The record is from RefSeq and is a predicted model, not a curated record. Gene Ontology annotation, cellular component: Golgi apparatus; endoplasmic reticulum membrane.
GUUGUAGGCGUGGUAUAGGUGGAGCUACAAAUAAACAUUUAUCCACGUCAGCCAUGAAAAGAUCCACUUAUCUUGUGAAUGGUCAAGUGGCUAGCAGUAAGCCAUGGAGUCUGGAGAAGCUGAGUGAACUGUUUUGGGCAUUCAUUAACUUCAUUACUUUAUUCUUCCGGACCUUGUUUGAUCCAACCUUAUCCAAGAAAGGCCCCGGCUAUUCGACAGACUAUCGCCGCAGCGGCCAGCGUCCUGACACUGGUAAAAGGAUCGGACGUAUUGGAGGAAUAGGAGGAUCAAAACCUCCAGGCUCUCCACCAAUGGGUGGUGGAUGAGGUUAAAGUACCUCCACAGGCUUUGUGGGGGUGGGGUGACUCCACCCAUUUCACUAUAAGCUAAGUGGAGAUAUAUAACUGGGAGAAGGCGGACAAUGACUUUUUCCUUUCUUUCUUGAUUUUGUGACGCCAUGUUAGGAAAAUGGCUACAGUCUAGCAUGGCUGAUGAUACAAGAAUGAAAGUGAAAUCUAUUGUUAUUAUAGAUAAUGCCAUUAUAAAUUUAUAUUAUUCUCAUUGUGUCAUUAUAAUAUAUAAUUAAUUUUAGCCAGUCUGCAUUUUAAAAAGUGAUGUUUGAAGCAGUAUAAUUAU